This is a messenger RNA of Linum trigynum, 2538 nucleotides long. The record is from the annotation of a GenBank genome assembly. NCBI's taxonomy places the organism in Eukaryota, Viridiplantae, Streptophyta, Magnoliopsida, Malpighiales, Linaceae.
CCUAACAUCCUUCCGUAUGAAACGCUCGUGUAGGUAGCUCCUCUGGUUCUGGCAGCUGCAGCUUCCAGGAAACUUCCAAAUAAUUGAAUUUCCAUUCCUUCUCCUUGGGGAUUACUCACCAUCCAUCUAUUAGUAUCAGUCUUCUCUGUCGGCCCCUUUUUACUCCGUCGCGAAAACCGCAGCCGCGAAACAGGGGAGGAAGAGGGAGAUAUGGACUAUCAAAUUGCGGCUCUUCUCCCGUGCCGGAGAAUGCUUGCCGAAGCCGUAGCACCGUCGGGAGCAGAACCCAGCAACCUGACGGGCGACAAUUGCCACUCCGAAUCGAACAGGAAAGCGGCGGUUGAGGAAGUCUUGGCGACGUUCCCAGAGUUCACCUACGGCGCAGACAAAUCGCCGCCGCCGUCUUGCUCUUUCUCGACGGUGUGCUCGAUCUGCUUGGAGGAGUACGAGAUCGGGGAGCGCUUGAGGGUGCUGCCGAAUUGCGAUCACGUGUUUCACAGGGGAUGCAUCGAUCUCUGGCUCUCUACCCGCUCUUCCAGCUGCCCGAUUUGCAGGGAUCAGGCGGUGGCUCAACAAUGCAGGAAUUCCGCCGCCGGCGGCGGAAAUUGCAGAAACGGUGGCGGCGGGAGGAAUCGUCCGGCUCCAAUUUUUAUCAUGAAUUUCGGCGGUGGCCUUCAGUGAACAGCGGCUUCGAGUGUAGAGCAAAUUGAAUUAGGGACUCGGCUCUGUUUGUUUGAUGAGCAAAUUUUGCAGCGAAGAGAAAAUCUUUCAUUUCCCCAUUCUCUUAAUUUCACUUCUCCUGUAGUUAUGAGUCAUCUUUACUGAGAGAGCGUAGAACUAGAGUGCGGCUUAAGAUUGAAGGCUUGUGAACUUUUUUACUUUAUGAUGCAUAAACCAAUAAAACAAAAUGAUUUUAGAGACGCCAUUUACAACCUCUAGAGCACUUGUUCAUUUAGGCGGUUUCGCUUAGUAGGGGUGGCCUCUGUUUGACAAUAAGGGUGCAAAGUUGAGGAAUAAAUUGGUGGGUGUAAAUUGAGGGGUAAUUUGUUGUUUGCAUGAAAAAGUAAGGGUGCAAAUACAGUGAAAAUAAAUAAAUUCUAUUAUAAUAAAUUAAUGUCAUAACCGGGGUGCCCAAUCAGUAUGAUAUUGUCCGCUUUGGGCCAAGCCCGCAUGGUUUUACUUUUGAGUGUCCUCCUCAAAAGGCCUCGUACUAAUGAGAUUGGUGGACACUAAUAUACAAGAGUUCCUUCUCUUGUAUUAGCGAUGUGGUAUUUGGAUUGUGCCAUAACAAUCCUCCCCUCAAGACAAGGACCACGAACUUCGUGUCCUCAUCUCAGCGAUUAUAUUGAUCCGCCAAAUGUCUUGUAUCGAUGGGCUUCUCGAUACAAGGACUUUACCAGACCCAUAACUCUCUUUGAUCUGCUCCCAAAUGUGAAACGAAACGCUCUUUGAUCUGCCAAAGUCCAAACGUGAAUCUCUAUUGGAUUCACCAAACAUACGCGAAUCACCUUUGACCCGCCUGAUGUGAUAUCGACUAGCGUGAUAAUUAAUUCCCGUGGUCCAAAAAUGAAGAUUCAUAUUCGACGAUUUAAGGAUCAACUAGGAGCAUUCUUGAUGGAUAAAAUUGAGAAUGCAUUAAAGAUCGGGCCUACAACAUUUCUUGGAGCCCAAAACGUCCAUCCUUGCUGCCCAAGUCGUCCAAAUGUGAAAAGGGCAAGGAAAGAGAUUGCUUAACCACUAAGGAGCUUCCUUAAGCAUUAAAAACGUGUUUGGAGAUUACUUAGCUGCUAAGGAGCUUCCUUUGGUCAUAAAAACGAGUUAUAGUCCUUAUUUAAGUAGUAUUAUGUUUCCUAGUUAGUUUGGGAUUUGUUUUCCUAUUCCUUUUAGGUUAGAUUUAUGUUUCCAUGGCCUCUAUAAAUAGAGGAUGUAAUAGCUACGAUUUUGGUACCCAUUAUCCAAGUUAUUAAUCAAAGUUGAGUUCUAGUUCAUUGUGAACGAGUUCUUUUGUGCAAGACUUCUGUCGAGGAUUCCAGGAGAUUGUACGUGUCUCUUAUCAACUAGAGAACGCGUCUAGUUGUGGCGAGCAUCUACCCUAUAUCAAUUGCCCCUUUCCACGAGUUGAUUCUGUCCGAUUGGUUUAAUAUACCAAUUGCCAUUUGUCAAGAGUUGGGAUUGUCCGAUUGAUUCUGCAUCUAUCUUUUAUUUCAAGUCGGAGAAAAGCUUCGAAAAUCCUUAAAAAGAAGGAAGGCUGCGUACUUUGGUCAUAUAAUCCGAGUUCGAGGAUUUUCUUCGGAUUUGGAUCACAUCACCGCCAGACAAACGCAUAUCUCAAAUCCCGAAGUCACCGAAUGAGGGUCCACCAAACUGACGUCCACCAUCCUGGAUCCGCCGAACCAGGCUCUGAUACCACUUGUCAAAACAGAAGCGUGCAAUCGAUAAUCUAGAGCAACACAAACGGACAGAAAUUUAACUUGGUUCACUAGCACACUGUGUGCUAGCAAAUCCACGGGCAGGGGAGAACAAAUUUCACUGAUUUGA